This is a messenger RNA of Drosophila persimilis, 1509 nucleotides long. It is a transcript of the gene Dph2, whose product is annotated as 2-(3-amino-3-carboxypropyl)histidine synthase subunit 2. The coding region runs from base 33 to 1478 and encodes 481 amino acids. Gene Ontology annotation, biological process: protein histidyl modification to diphthamide. The transcript has 2 exons. The record is from RefSeq and is a predicted model, not a curated record. Gene Ontology annotation, molecular function: 2-(3-amino-3-carboxypropyl)histidine synthase activity. Lineage: Eukaryota; Metazoa; Arthropoda; Insecta; Diptera; Drosophilidae.
AUGAGUUUUUAAGCAAAAAAAAAUAUUCCACCAUGACAACAUCGCCAACAGAUACUGCAUCUGCAUCUGCAUUUUCCAGCUCGGACACAGCCGCCUUGGAGCGCGAGACAGAAGUGCAGGCCGAGGAACAAGUCACAUUCGAACAAAUCUGGAAUGAAACGCACAGAAAAGUGAGCAGUGGAUGGAUACGACAGAAUAGCUUCAAGAGGAUCUGCCUGCAAUUCCCGGAUGAUUAUUUGCCGCACAGCAAUGCCAUCAGCGUUAGCUUGAAGGAAUCGCUGGCUCCAGAGGACAUCAAGGUGUUCAUUAUGGCAGACACCACAUAUGGCAGCUGUUGUGUGGACGAAAUUGCAGCCGCCCACGUGGAGGCAGACAGUGUAAUCCACUUUGGAAACGCCUGCCAGAGCAAGGCCAGUCGCUUGCCCGUGCUCUACAUGUACCCAUGGCUGUUCCUGGAUGCGCCAGUGAUGAUGGAAAAGCUGGCCUCCGCCCUACAGACCGAGUGUAGGGAGCGUGAGGUGUGUGUUUACCUGGACAUUGGCUAUCACCAUUUGCGCGAGCUGCUGGGUGGGGCAAGUAGUCUCUACAAACAGCUCAAUGAGGCCCUGCAGCCGAAAGAGCUUGUUUUGGAAGUGUAUCCUCUGGCCGAAGAGGAUGCGGAUGCCGCCAAGCAGCACCCAAAGGCAGCCAGCGAGCGCAUCUGCAUCUUUGUGGGUUCCGAUAACCAGCGCUUUGCCAAUCUCUCCUUGACCGCGCCGGCCCUCCAAUGGUACAUCUUCGAUGGAGCCUCCGGCACGCUCAGCUCGAAGAAUCCCCUGACAGCGCAGUACAUACGCAGGCGCUACUUCUACAUCGAAAAGUGCAAGGAUGCGCAGACCUUGGGCCUGAUCGUGGCCACUCUGACAGCCGAUGGAUACCUGGAUGUGGUCGCCCGCCUACAGGCCAUGGCCAAGGCUCGGGGCAUCAAAACACAGCUCAUCUCCGUGGGUCGCAUCAAUCCGGCAAAGCUGGCCAACUUCCUGGAGAUUGAUUGCUUCGUGCUAAUCGGCUGCCCCUUCAAUAACAUGUACAACUCCAAGGAAUACUACAAACCCAUUGUCUCGGUCUUUGAGGCCGAGAUGGCGCUGAACCCCGCCUGGCACAUGAAGUAUCCCGAGGCGUAUGUGACCGAUUUCAAAGAGCUGCUUCCCGAGGGACGCCGCUUCCUUGCCUUCGAUGAGCAGGCGGUGCCCGAACACGACGUCAGCUUGGUCAGCGGUCGCAUGAGGGGUGCGGCCAAUGAGUCGCUCGAGACGGCGGGCGACCCUGCCUCGUUGGCUGUGGCCACCCAAGCCAAAAUGGCUCUGAUGACCACCAAUACGGGGCUGACGUUCGAGGACCGCACCUGGCAGGGACUGGACCCGGCUCUGGGGCAGACGGAGCCAGCCGAGCUGCAGCCAGGCCUCAGUGGCAUUCCGAUUAAGUACUCGCAUCAAUAAAGACCACUCCAAAUGGAUCAUUAGCCAGAAA